GUUCAACCUAUGUAGUUCAACCUCAUCUUUAACCAAUGCUCGAGCCUUCGCAUUUCAAAACACCAAUCAUUCACAACUUUUAACAUCCACUUCGCCUACUUACGCGUUACAAGUCUCUCUAGAUUCAAUCUAGACACUAUUCCCAAUACCGCCGCUUCACGUUUUUUAAGGGUAGGUUAGGUAUUUAACCAAUAUCAAGUAACAUUUCCCUGUCGCCUUCAAUCUCGAAAGCCAAUUCGAAGCAGCCUCGUCCUCUCCCCCUACAACUAUAACCACGCCUCGAUCAUUCUGUGGACAUUUCGCAUCGCGCUCAACUACACCGUAGAGAGUCUCAUGUCCCGGAUGGAACUGUCACCAUGAGGUCAACUCCUUUGAUCAUCAAUUGGCACGAUAAAAAUGCUCCCAUCUAUUCCGCCCACUUCGAGUCUCAGCAUGGCAAGGGAAGGCUAGCUACAGGAGGAGGAGAUAAUAACGUGCGUAUCUGGAAAGUCGAAGGCGAUGGCGAAGAUCGCAAGGUCGAAUACCUCUCGACUCUCGCCAAACACACCCAAGCCGUCAAUGUCGUUCGGUGGGCUCCCAAAGGAGAAACCCUCGCUUCUGCUGGAGAUGAUGGCAAUGUGAUCCUAUGGGUUCCUAGCGAAAACCACAACCCAACUACAUUUGGGAACGAGGGCCUCGAGGACAAGGAAACGUGGCGUACCAGGCAUAUGUUCCGGCCUACUGGUUCGGAAAUAUACGAUCUAGCCUGGUCUCCGGAUGCUACCUACUUCAUCAUUGGGAGCAUGGACAAUGUCGCUCGAAUUUACAAUGCCGGUACAGGUGUUCUCAUACGGCAAAUUGCCGAACAUAGUCACUACGUGCAGGGCGUCGCAUGGGAUCCCCUGAAUGAAUACAUCGCAACCCAGUCGUCAGACCGAUCCGUUCACAUCUAUUCCCUCAAGACCAAGGAUGGACAGUACGCGCUUACUAGCCACGAUGAAAAACCCCCCAAGGUUGCUAGUCACGCCAAAGCAGAUCUGCCCCCCAGCAGACGCAUCUCAUCUAACAGCCCCGCCCCAUCGGAUAUCGGCUACCGAACUCAGCUUGCAGCCGCAGUUGACACGCCGGGCGCCUCCAUGGGAUCGCCAGUACUAUCCGCGCCCGGAACACCGCAAUCCGUUCCCUUACCAAUGAAUCCCCCGAGUGUAGUCAGUCAUAGUAGACGCUCUUCGUUUUCAUCUCGACGAUCUGUAUCCCCAGCACCGUCGCUGCCUCUGCCUGCGGUGAUGCCCAUCGAGCCAUCUCCAAAACUUAAUCAUGGUCUCAGUGUAGGGAUGAAGAACGCAAGUCUCUACGCCAGCGAAACUCUUACGUCUUUCUUUCGACGUCUGACUUUUACUCCGGAUGGUAGCUUGCUUCUGACCCCUGCCGGCCAGUUCCAAAUGCAGCACCAAGCAGACGGCCUUAGACCUACAUAUGAGGUCAUCAACACUGUCUAUAUAUAUACCCGAGGCGGUAUCAACAAGCCGCCUAUUGCUCAUCUCCCCGGCCUAAAGAAGCCUUCGGUUGCCGUGAAGUGUUCGCCCAUAACCUAUACGCUCAGACAAUCUCCGCCAGUUACGAAACACAUCACUAUUGAUACCUCUUCGGCAGAAGAUCCCAUUCCUGCUCUUCCCGAGCCUAUUUCCAAACCGCUACCUGCGGUAAUGGACCCCCCUCCUCCACCUCCAACGUCCUCGGCGCCAGACCCGGAGAAGUUGUCUACCCCGUCUAAGCAUCUGAACUUGGAGACCGGUCCGACUACUCCUGGACCUAAACCUACAUUCGCGCUGCCGUACCGUAUGGUGUAUGCUGUAGCAACUCAAGACUCGGUGCUUCUCUAUGAUACCCAGCAGACCACACCCAUCUGCAUUGUCAGUAAUCUACAUCUCGCCACGUUUACUGAUCUUACCUGGUCGAACGACGGUUUAACACUACUCAUUUCCUCGUCUGACGGGUUUUGUUCGACACUAUCGUUUACACCUGGUGAACUAGGCCAGGAAUACAAGGGUGACCUUAUGGGCCCUAAGAUUUCUGUUGCUCCUACUGCUACUGCUACUGCCACUAGCGCAGGCCCUAUUUCAAACCAGCCUACUCCAUUACCUACACCAACAUCCGCCUUUGCGCCCCCAUCACCCUUCCCUAACCACCAACAUCGUAACUCAGCCACCUCCUUUGCAGCUCCAUCCCCUCCAGCCACAACAUCGUUUGUGAGCGCGCGCCCUUCAUCACCUACUCGAUCGAAUUCCACGUCGUCAAUCGCGACCCAGAUUUCAGUUAUGAAUAACCCACCUCUUAUCGGUGGAAGCAUACCCAGCAUCGCCGCCACAAACUCGGGCAAGGUAACAGGGAUGCCCAUCGCAACCCCUCCCGAAACACCUGGAAACGGUAACAACAUUGUUGCUGGUGUUAAGCGAGAAGCUAGCGAGAACGAGAAGGACGAAGUAUCGGGCGGUCAACCUAAGAAGCGAAGAAUUGCACCAACCCCGGUAACGGAGCCCAAAACGUAGAGGGCGCCCGUGGUUUUAAGUUCGUGGGGCUAUAGUAACACACUUGUAUCAAUAGGCUAUCGUGUCGAGCGGUAGACUCGUUGGAGUUCGAGGCACUGUUGGCUGGAACGUAUGAGCCAUAUUUCUUUUCUUUUGAGGGUUUAUUUGCUGGCCAGGAAAAAGAGACGAUAUUUGUUCAUCGCCGGUAUGCCCCCUUCGUGGCGGCGAAUUAUCAGUUUUUGUCCUUAGUGGACCCCCCUGUACUGACGAUGUCAGCGUGUGAAUGAGCGUGAGUGAAAGGAUUUGGCAUGGCCUCCGGAGUUAGGAUUAAAUACCUCGGCAAUGGUAUCAGCUGCGAAAGCUGUUUUAUACCUGUUGGUUUAAUUUUUCCUCUAUCGAUUGUUGGUCGUGAUACGUUGUCUGGGUAGUCAAUUAUGACGGCUCCUGUGAAGGGUUACGUUCACCCCGUAGGUAGAAUAGUUAUGUUUGCAGAUAGGCCUAUGAUUUUGCCACCUGUAGUCAAGUAUACCUGAUCUGAAACUUGCUUCAAAACUAAUAACACAAAAUGUCCUUUAUA
This is a messenger RNA of Daldinia decipiens, 3084 nucleotides long. Its product is annotated as WD40 repeat-like protein. Gene Ontology annotation, biological process: DNA replication-dependent chromatin assembly; nucleosome assembly. The record is from RefSeq and is a predicted model, not a curated record. The transcript has 3 exons. Bases 357 to 2528 code for a protein of 723 amino acids. Gene Ontology annotation, molecular function: protein binding. NCBI's taxonomy places the organism in Eukaryota, Fungi, Ascomycota, Sordariomycetes, Xylariales, Hypoxylaceae. Gene Ontology annotation, cellular component: CAF-1 complex; nucleus.